AUGGACGUGCAGGCUGUGUUUUCUCUCAGCGAGAACGCGACGGCAGGUCCGCCGGGCUGGCUGAGCUUCUCCCCGGCUUCAGUGAACAGCAGUCCGGCGCUGACCGAGUGGACUGAGCCGGAGGAGCAGCAGGGUGAGGAGCUGGUGUACAAGCUGCUGUACGGGCAUCAGGAGAAAGCUUACCGAGACUUCACCAUCUCCAUCCAGCUCCUCAUCCUCAUCGGUUCACUGUUAGGCAACGCUGCAGUGCUGUGGUGUACCUGCUGCACCAACGUCUUCAAAUCCGUCACCGGACGCUUCAUCAAGAAUCUGGCCUGCUCGGGCAUCUGCGCCAGCCUGGUAUGUGUCCCCUUCGACGUGCUCCUUAACGCCAGCCCGCGCUGCUGCUUGUGGAUCCACACACCACUGCUUUGCAAGGCUAUCAAGUUCCUGCACCGGCUCUUCUGCUCGGUCACCGUGCUCAGCUUCGCUGCUAUUGCGCUGGAUAGGUAUUUUUCUGUUCUGUAUCCACUGGAGAAAAAGAUAUCAGACGCCAGAUCCAGAGACCUUGUGAUAUAUCUGUGGGUUCAUGCAGCAGUGGCCAGCAUACCUGUCUUCGCUGUGAGCAAUGUGACGGACAUCUAUGCCACCUCCACCUGCUCUGAAGAACACUCUUUAGGGCACCUCGUUUACAUGGUGCUCUACAACCUCACCACUGUGAUCUUACCCCUCGCUGCUGUGUUUGUGGUCAUGGCGCUGAUCCGGCGGGCACUGAGUGCUAGUCAGAAGAAGAAGGCGAUUAUCGCGGCGCUGCGUACUCCACAGAGCAGCGUCUCUAUCCCGUACGUGUCUCAGCGUGAGGCUGAACUUCAUGCUGCUUUGCUUGCUAUAGUCUUGGUAUUUGUGCUCUGCAGCAUUCCCUAUGCUGCACUGUUGCCAUACCGGGCACUGCCAGCUGCUGCCCAGGUAUCACAGUGGCUGCACCUGACUGCUAUAUGGUUGCCCAAGGUGUCUCUGUUCACUAAUCCACUUCUAAUAGUGACAGUGAACCGGUCAGCACGUCGUCGCUUGUUCGACGCCCUGGCACACCUACAGCGGCGCUACAGCCGGAGAAACAAUGCAAUAGGUGUGGGUGCAGUACCCAACGCUGGACCUUUGGGUGGAGAGGUGCUCGCCCGCUCUGGCAGCCAGUUGCUUGAAAUGUUCAAUAUUGGUCAGCGGCAGAUAUUCAAGCCCAACGAGGAUGAUGACGACGAGGAGGUGAAUGACAUUUCAUCGGUAGCCAAUUUCCAGUCCAGACAGGAGGACGGGGUGGCAGCAGGGGCAGGAACAUCAGUAGCUCAACACCAAAAAGGAGAGGGAGCCAAAGAUGUGGGUUUACCCGUACCAAAACAUUCUCCUAUUCAACACUGUGCAUACUCGUCCUCGCAGGUGGCACCCGCAACACCGUCGGACCCUGAAGAUGCCACCCAGUUUGGGUUUGGCCCAUUUGAACUGCCCCCUCAGUGGCUCCCUGAAACCAGGAACAGUAAGAAAAGACUGCUGCCCCCGCUGGGCAACACUCCAGAGGAACUAAUCCAGACCAAACAGCCGAAAACACGACCCGAAAAGCGCAUCAGCAGGAACAACAAAGUUAGCACAUUUCCUCCUGUAGACCCGUGAGACCAUUACUGACCAAUACUUUAGCAUUCAUGGCUAGAAUACCAUGAUUUUGCCAGAUGGAGUCCCUUUGGGGUGGCACAGUGGCUCGGUCCUGGGUUUGAUUCCCAGGUGGAUCGGUUCAGGUCCCUUCUAUGUGGAGUUUGCAUGUUCUCAUCGUGUCUGCGUAGGUUUCCUCCCACAGUUCAAAAACAUGCAGUCAGGUUAAUUGGCGAUACAAAAUUGCCCCUAGGUAUAUGUGUGUGUGUGUGUGUGAUGGACUGGCGACCUUUCCGGGGGUUUCCUACCUGGACACCACGACCCUGAAUCUGAUAUGACGGUGGUAAAACACUCAAUGAAUGAAUGAAUGAAUGAAUGAACGAGUCCCUUCGGAUCGUGUUGUAUUUAGCGUCUUUGUACAAUCACUAGGUUUAGCUGAUCUCAGGCUCGCGAAACCUACCGGAUGGCGACCUUUUACUGAAACUGUACGUAUUUCAUUUGUUAGAUGGAUUGUAAUUAAUUGUGUUUUUUUUGUAUUUGGGAAUGAAAUGAAGUGAAAGUGGACAGAGCGCGUUGAUAUGCGCUCCGAAAAGAAUUCCGAAGGACACAUGGAACACGACGUUGAUUUCUGUAACUGUAAUGUUGAAUAUUUGUAUGUGUUAUCUUUAAAAGCCACAGCAAUAAGGUAUAGCUUAGCUUUGAAUGAAGUUAUAUGGCUGUAUUCAGUCAGCAACUGAGGAUAAACAUAACA
Messenger RNA from Trichomycterus rosablanca, 2368 nucleotides. It is a transcript of the gene gpr176, whose product is annotated as G protein-coupled receptor 176. The coding region runs from base 1 to 1641 and encodes 546 amino acids. NCBI's taxonomy places the organism in Eukaryota, Metazoa, Chordata, Actinopteri, Siluriformes, Trichomycteridae. Gene Ontology annotation, cellular component: plasma membrane. The record is from RefSeq and is a predicted model, not a curated record. Gene Ontology annotation, biological process: G protein-coupled receptor signaling pathway. Gene Ontology annotation, molecular function: G protein-coupled receptor activity. The transcript has 3 exons.